Aspergillus puulaauensis is the source of this 201-nucleotide messenger RNA. RefSeq lists its product as uncharacterized. NCBI's taxonomy places the organism in Eukaryota, Fungi, Ascomycota, Eurotiomycetes, Eurotiales, Aspergillaceae. The record is from RefSeq and is a predicted model, not a curated record. The transcript has 2 exons. Bases 1 to 201 code for a protein of 66 amino acids.
AUGCACCUCAAUUCCAUCCUUUUCGCCACUAUGGCCAUGGUCCUUUCCACUGUCCUUGCCGACGCGAGUCAGUAUUCGCUGAAAAACAAUGCCGACUGCCUUAAUAUCUGCCUGGAUGAUCCCAACGGCCUCCCGUGUCCUCCUAACACCCGCUCAACCCAGCUUCCUAAUGGCUGCUGGACCUGUUGCCGCAGCGCUUAA